AUGGCUGCACCGCUAUCGGGCUUCCUGCUCUCGUCUCUGGUACUCCACCUGCUUCUUCUCGGCCCUUUGUUCGCCCUCGCCCCGGGGACGGGGAAUACAGGAGGGGCUUCCUACCGGUGGACCCCGGGCCUCUGCAACCGAGACGCCGGUAAAGUGAGCCAGAAGCAACAGCAGCAGCGGUACGAGGAAGCAGGGGAGUCGCCGAGUGGCAGCUGGUAUCUACGCCCAAGCAGGUGGACCGUAGAGCGGAUACAGACUGAGGGAUGCUCUGGAGUGCAGCGCGCAGGAGGGACGCUGGGAGGAUAUCAACGGGAUGGGGCAAGGAGGAUACGGAAAGAGAGAGAGAAAAGAGUCGGGACGGAGUGGAGGAGUGGAGAGGAUCAUCCGACAUCAUCACCACCACCACCACCUCUACCCCCUCCUCUACACCCAGAUAUUGGGAGCAGGUCGAGCUCAGAUGGCGUCGGCUCAGGAGAGGGAGUGGAGAGAGGGAGGAUGGGGAGGAAGGGCGUUGUUUCACCUCCCGCUUCACCUGCUUUCACCUCGUCGCCGGUUCAAAACGGCAAGAAACGGGCAGUACAAAGGACUAGAGCGUGCGCGCAACGGUGGCCGGCGUCAAGGCCACACCUCGCCAAACGUGGCGCCGACAGAGCCUUUGUGCACGCCUCUGGCCUGUGCAGGGCACCCGGAAGUGGAGGGAGGAGAGGGGGAGAGGUGUUGGAGAGGGCUCGUGAGGUGAGGACGUCCUUCGCUACGCCGUGCCCCCUGACACCUGGGCGUCUCUACCGGUCGAGCCCCGACAAGCAAGCCCUCUCCGCGGCCAACAACCCCUCACCUGGCCCCUUGCCAACCGGUUGCUCAUGUUGUAUUCAUCCUCUUUCUGGAUACAAUUCACCGCAUGCUGGGGCUUCAAACUACACCUUCAGAUUUCACCCCCGUUUCGCAAAGAAUUCAGACUGUAUCCAGAGAUUUGAUUUGGACCACACGUAUCAUUUUACAGCUUGUGAUUCCUCCCAGACCGGCUACACAGGUAGAAUUCAGCCACAUCCAGGUUAUAGGAACAACAUCAACAGCCAGGCUUGCGAACCUGAUGGGGGCUCGGCCAGCGUGGACAGGAGGCUCAGAGGAAUCUCCCCAUCCAAUUUACCCCCGGCAGCAUCACUGAGAGGCAACGUUUUCUACCCAGCAAAAGCGCCAUUCCCUAAACUCGCCUCAGAAUAUCCUGGCCCGGUUCUCGAUACGCCCACUCAAACACAAACAGGCGAUAAAACAGAAAGUGGAAAAUUGUCCAAACCGCUUUGUCUGUCUGCUGAAAAAGUAAAAGCAACUUCUGAGACAGAGCCUGACGGUGACUCAGGCGUUUUCUCGCCUGCUAAGUUUCCCGUUAAAUCUCACAAUGUUGUGUCAGAUGCGUCUCGCUCCGCAACCACUCAGCCUGAUCACACCACGGUAAAACGACUCUCGCUUUUCUCGGAAAUCAACCUGACCACAUGGCAGGAUGACUCCCCGCGUUCGCUUCACUCCCCCUCUGAGGAGGAUGUGAUUUCAGUACUGCGGACAGCUCCAUUAGACUCUCAGCGCGUGUUUUUGUGGAGCAGAUUCAACACUAACAACAACAACAACAACAACAACAACAACAACCACCACAGAGAGGAGGGUAGCGAGGAGAUACACGGAUACAGUCAUGAAUCUGAAAUCGAAAAAGCGUCGUGGCGUGGUCAGGCACAGCAGCAAGACCUGUGGGAGAGCGCGCUGCGAGAGAUGGCCCAGGCAGGGUGCGCUGACAGCGUCUCCGCCGACUGUUCAGCCACAGAGCGCGAGGGCCACGCGUAUACGCAAUUUAAACCCGGUAAACAAGUGCCAUUAGCGCCCGAAGGUGUCAGACAGUCAGAUAGGCGGCAGAUGGGGACCGAGGGAGAAAGGGAGAGGGAUGGAGAGAAGGAGGGAGAGAGCUUGGAGGGCUCCGCUGCUGUUGCUGCUGGGGGAGGAAAAUUACAGGUGGGGGAGGGCGAAAGAGAGGCGCGGCUGAUAGGAGGGAGAGAACCGGGGGGAGAAGAGGAAGACGAGGAGGAGGAGGAGUGGGAGAGGGAAAGGGGAAUAACAAAGGCAAGCCAGGCAGCGGAGAGAGAGGCAGAGGGAGGGAAGGGUCAGGAUAGGGGCAGCAGCACCGCCAGCAUCACGCAGCCUGACAACGAAAGAGGGAAGAAAGAGAGCCACGAGGGGGGAGAGGUGGAGAGGGAGGGAGAGGAGGGGGAGGAGGAGAGGCACAGUUCAAGGGGAGAGAGGAGCCUGGAACGACUGAUAAUAGUAGCAGACGAUGAAACCUCACAGAAAGACGGGGAGAGGAGGAUCCUGAUGCCGUGGCCUCGCUCUCGACGUGCAGCCAACAGACACCCCCACUUCUCCCUGUAUAACUACCAGGUACAGGUGGCUGAGAACCAACCACCCGGUACCUCAGUCAUCGUCAUGUCUGCCACAGACCCAGAUGCGGGAGACGCGGGCAGAGUGAGCUACACUAUGGCUCCUCUGAUGAACAGUCGCUCAUCGGACUAUUUCCACAUCCACUCAGACACAGGUCUCAUUACUACCACUCAGAUUCUUGACAGAGAACACAUGGACCUGCAUUACUUCCGGGUCACAGCAACUGAUCAUGGCUCCCCUCGCCUCUCUGGCACUACAAUGGUGGCCAUUACUGUGUCAGACCGGAAUGAUCAUUCCCCUAUAUUUGAGCAGACAGAGUACAGGGAGACGAUCAGGGAGAAUGUAGAGGAGGGUUAUCCCAUCUUACAGCUUAGAGCAACAGAUUCGGACUCCCCGUCCAAUGCCAAUAUCCGUUACCGCUUUGUCGGUGACACGGCUGCAAUAGCACGAUCGGCCUUUGAGAUUGACCCACGCUCUGGCCUCAUUACGACCCGUGGGGCGGUGGACCGGGAAACAAACGAGCACUACACUCUCCAGGUGGAGGCCAGUGACCAGGGGAAGGACCCGGGGCCACGCUCCGCCACCGUCAAAGUUUUCAUCACGGUGCUGGAUGAAAACGACAACGUGCCCCAGUUCAGUGAAAAGCGCUAUGUGGUGGCGGUGAAGGAGGACGUGCGGCCUCACUCUGAGAUCCUACGUGUGAGUGCCACAGACCGGGACAAGGACAGCAACGCUGCCGUUCACUAUAACAUCAUCAGCGGUAACAGCCGCGGGCAGUUUUCCAUCGACAGUGUCACUGGUGAGAUCCAGGUGGUGGCACCACUAGACUACGAGGCCGAACGGGAGUAUACGCUCCGUGUCCGUGCUCAGGACAACGGCCGGCCACCUCUCUCCAACAACACUGGGAUUGUUAGCGUGCAGGUGACAGACGUCAACGACAACCCACCCAUAUUCGUCUCCACACCAUUUCAGGCGUCUGUGCUCGAGAGCGCCCCAGUUGGCAGUUCCAUCCUCCACAUCCAGGCCAUUGACACAGACUCUGGUGACAAUGCCCGCCUGGAGUACAGGUUAACCGGCACCAGCUCUGACACGCCGUUCAUUAUCAACUCUGCAACAGGUUGGGUCACUGUCAGCUCCAUCCUCGACCGUGAGUCUGUAGAGCACUAUUUCUUCGGCGUGGAGGCCAGGGAUUAUGGCAUGCCGCCUCUUUCUGCCACAGCCAGUGUUACUAUCACAGUGAUGGAUGUUAAUGACAACCGCCCCGAGUUCCUCCAGAAGGAGUACUACGCCCGCCUGAAUGAGGACGCAGCGGUCGGCACCAGCGUGGUGACUGUCACGGCGGUAGACCGUGACGUCAACAGCGCGGUUACCUAUCAGAUAACAGGAGGAAACACCAGGAACCGCUUUGCCAUCAGCACAGCGGGAGGCGCCGGACUCCUCUCCCUGGCCCUCCCAUUGGACUACAAACAGGAGCGGCGUUACGUCCUGACAGUCACCGCCUCAGACCGCACGCUCCACGACACCUGUCAGGUACACAUCAACAUCACAGAUGCGAAUACACACCGGCCCGUGUUCCAGAGCGCCCACUACUCUGUCAGCGUGAACGAAGACCGGCCACCAGGAAGCACUGUGGUUGUGAUCAGUGCCACAGAUGACGAUGUUGGUGAAAAUGCUCGAAUCACAUACUUCCUCGAGGACAAUAUCCCGCAGUUCCGCAUUGACCCAGCCUCAGGGGCGAUAACACUCCAGGCGGAGCUCGACUAUGAGGACCAGAUGACCUACACUUUGGCUAUAACAGCUAAAGACAACGGCAUACCACAGAAGUCAGACACUACAUACGUUGAGGUGAACGUCAAUGACGUGAACGACAAUGCACCUCAGUUCCUCAGCCCCAGGUACCAGGGCACAGUGAGCGAGGACGCCCCUCCCUUCACCAGCGUGCUCCAAAUCUCAGCCACUGACCGUGACGCACACGCCAAUGGUCGCGUCCAGUACACCUUCCAAAAUGGCGAGGACGGGGAUGGAGACUUCACCAUCGAACCUACAUCUGGCAUCGUCCGAACUGUCCGGCGUUUGGACCGCGAGAGCGUGCCGUUCUACGAGCUCACAGCCUACGCCGUAGAUCGGGGCGUGCCCCCUCAGCGAACCCCAGUCCACAUCCAGGUGACGGUUCUCGACGUGAACGACAACGCCCCCGUCUUCCCUGCUGACGACUUCGAAGUCCUGGUGAAGGAAAACAGCGCGGUGGGCUCCGUGGUGGCCCAGAUCACCGCCACUGACCCGGACGAGGGCGCAAACGCACAGAUCAUGUACCAAAUCGUGGAGGGUAACAUCCCUGAAAUCUUCCAGAUGGACAUUUUUUCUGGGGAGCUCACCUCGCUCAUCGAUCUCGACUACGAGGCCCGCAAUGAGUAUGUCAUCGUAGUCCAGGCCACCUCGGCACCUCUAGUCAGCCGGGCGACUGUGCGAAUCCGACUGGUGGACCAGAACGACAACCGGCCCACUCUGCAGGACUUUCAAAUCAUUUUCAACAACUUCGUGUCCAAUCGGUCCAACAGCUUCCCCAGCGGGGUGAUUGGGAGGGUUCCUGCCCACGACCCCGAUGUGUCAGACAGACUGUACUACACCAUCGACAGGGGGAACGAGCUUCACCUGCUGCUCCUGAAUCACACCAGUGGAGAGAUCCGACUGAGCCGAAAACUGGAUAACAACAGGCCUCUGGUCGCUCCCAUGCUGAUCACCGUCACGGAUGGAGUCCACAGCAUUUCAGCCCAGUGCGUUCUCCGUGUCCUCAUCAUCACAGAGGACAUGCUGGGAAGCAGUGUCACUGUCCGCCUCCAGAACAUGUCCCAGGAGCACUUCUUGUCACCACUGCUGGGUAACUUCCUGGAGGGAGUGUCUGCGGUGCUCUCAGUGCCCGUCGAGGACGUUUUCAUCUUCAACAUCCAGCCAGACCUGGAUGCGGCGCCGGGAGGGAUCCUGAAUGUCAGCUUCUCUGCUGCGCUGCCUGGCGGGCACUUCUUCCCUUCUGAAGCCCUGGAGGAACAGCUGUACCUGAACAGGCUGAAGCUGACGUCACUGACUCAGAUGGAGGUGCUCCCAUUUGACGACAAUGUGUGUCUGCGCGAGCCGUGCCAGAACUACAUGAAGUGCAUCUCGGUGCUACGUUUCAACAGCUCCGCCCCUUUCAUCUCCUCGCCCUCCAUCCUCUUCCGGCCCAUCCAUCCCAUCGCGGGCCUACGCUGCCGCUGCCCGGUGGGCUUCACGGGUGAUUACUGUGAGACGGAGAUCAACCUGUGUUACUCCAACCCCUGCCUGAACGGAGGGGUGUGCGCCCGCAGAGAGGGAGGCUACACCUGUAUCUGCCGUGAAGACUACACUGGUGACCGAUGUGAGUUUGACCGGCGACAGGGCAGGUGCGUGCCAGGUGUUUGCCGUAAUGGAGGAACAUGUCACGAGCUUUCGGGUGGGGGUUUCCGCUGCGAGUGCCCUUCACGAGACUAUGAGCGUCCAUACUGCACCGUCACCGCCCGGUCCUUCCCACCCAAAUCCUUCAUCAUGUUCCGGGGCCUCAGACAGAGAUUUCACCUCUCUAUCUCAUUAACUUUUGCCACCCUGGAAAACAGUGGUCUCCUCUUCUAUAAUGGACGCUUCAAUGAGAAACACGACUUCAUUGCCUUGGAAAUCCAAGAAGGGCAAGUGGUGCUCAAAUAUUCCACAGGUGAAUCAUCCACUCAGGUGAGUCCCUUCCUGCCUGGCGGUGUGAGUGAUGGAAACUGGCACACAGUCCACAUCCACUAUUACAACAAGCCUAAGCGCAGUAUGAGCGGUGAGGCCCAGGGUCCAUCAGAUGAGAAGAUUGCUGUUGUGAGCAUUGACGACUGUGACACAGCAUUGUCGCUUCGCUUCGGCACGCAGCUCGGAAAUUACAGCUGUGCUGCGCAGGGCAAACAGACCAGCAGCAAGAAGUCUCUGGAUCUGACUGGUCCGUUGUUUCUGGGUGGAGUUCCCAACGUACCAGACAACUUCCCUUUUGGCACUAGGGAGUUUAUCGGCUGUAUGAAGGAGCUGCACAUUGACAAUAAGCCGCUGGACUUGGCUGGAUAUAUCGCUAACAAUGGAACAGUCCCCGGCUGUAGUGCCAAGCAGCCGUUCUGCAAGUCCAACCCCUGUCAGAAUGGAGGAACCUGCAGGGUCAGCUGGGAGACUUUCUCCUGUGACUGUCCCUUAGGGUAUGGAGGGAAGGACUGCAGCCACGUGAUGCCACACCCCCAUCGCUUCCUGGGUAACAGUGCCCUCUGGUGGGACCUGAAGAACGACGUGACCAUCUCCACGCCCUGGUACCUGGGCCUGGUGUUCAGGACCAGAGCAAAAGAGGGGAUGCUGCUGCAGGCUCAGGCUGGCCAGUACACCAACCUGCUGUUCCAGGUGAUAAAUGGUCAGCUGGUGUUCUCGGUGACCCGCGGUGGGAACAGACCGGUGCGUUUGCGGUUGGAUCAGGUUCAGGUGGCAGACGGACAGUGGCAUGACCUCCAACUGGAACUGCGAGACGUUCACAGUGGCCGCGAGACGCGAUACGUCGCCACACUGCGGCUCGACUUUGGACUUUAUCAGGGAACAGUGAUAGUGGGAAAUGAGAUUCAUGGCUUGAAGGUGAAACAUCUGCAUGUGGGAGGAGUGCUGGGCUCUGGAGAGGUUCAGAACGGCAUAAGAGGAUGCAUACAGGGUGUUCGGUUGGGUGUACGUCCUGACGCCCCUGCCCUGCCCCGCCCAUCAAGAACUGUCAAAGUGGAGACUGGCUGCAACGUCGGCAACCCCUGCGUCUCGUCUCCUUGCCCCGCCCACAGCCGCUGUUCUGACCAGUGGGAGCGGCACACCUGUGUCUGUGAAUCUGGUUACUACGGGAAAGGCUGCACUGACGCCUGCCACCUGAAUCCGUGUGAAAACGAGGCCCAGUGCCACAGGAAACCCAGCUCUUCCCAUGGAUACAUCUGUGACUGUGGAGACAACCACUAUGGGCAGUACUGCCAACACAGGAUUGAUCACCAGUGUCCCAGGGGCUGGUGGGGAUCUCCGACAUGUGGACCAUGUCACUGUGACACCAAUAAAGGCUUUGACCCCGACUGUAACAAGACCAGCGGACACUGUCACUGCAAGGAGUUUCACUAUCGACCGCGGGGCUCCGACACCUGCCUGCCAUGUGACUGCUACCCAGUGGGCUCCUUCUCGCGGUCAUGUGACCCAGAAAGCGGCCAGUGUCAGUGCAGGCCCGGUGUGAUUGGUCGCCAGUGCAACGCAUGUGACAACCCCUUUGCUGAGGUCACAAACUCAGGCUGUGAAGUCAUUUAUGAUGGUUGUCCAAAGACCAUCACUCAGGGGAUCUGGUGGCCUCGCACCAAAUUCAACCUGCCUGCUGCAGUGCCCUGUCCCAAAGGCUCUGUUGGUGCAGCCAUCAGACACUGUGAUGUAGAGAGAGGAUGGCUGGAGCCAGACCUUUACAACUGCACCUCCCCACCAUUUGUUGAGCUCAAUGCCGCUCUUGAUUCCCUGGAACGUAAUGAGACAGAGCUGAACACCAUCAUGGAGAAGAAGCUUGCCCACCAGCUCCGUGACGUCACUGAGGCGACCGCCCGACUCUACGGCAAUGACCUACAGAUCGCCGAACGUCUGCUUUCCCGCCUCCUGACCUUUGAGACCCAACAGAGCGGCUUCGGACUCACCGCUACUCAGGAUGCACACUUCAAUGAGAACAUUGUUCGAGGCUCCAGCGUGCUGUUAGGUCCUGGUACCUCUGGGCUUUGGCGAGCUCUCGCUCAGAGUCAGAACCACAUCCCAGGUGGCGGUCCGGCCGAGCUGACAGAGCUGCUGGAGCAGUAUGCCCAGACUCUGGCCCAGAACAUGAAACUCACCUACCUCAACCCUGUGGCGCUGGUUUCUCCCAACAUAGUCAUGAACCUGGACCGCUUGGAGAACCACACCCAUGUGCGGCGGCGUUUCCCACGUUACCACACCACCCUAUUUCGCGGUCAGGCUUUGUGGGAUCCCUACACCCAUGUGAUACUGCCCCCUGCUGCCCUGGUACCACAACGUCAACAACAAUACAACUGGAAGGAGAAGGAGCGGACAGAGAAAGAACCCUCAGCACCUCAGAACGCUGCUCCAGCUCCUGUUAGUACCCCAGUCAAUCAGACUGGAGAGCACACUGCAGCCAGACGCACUGUUUCGCUCCCGGAGCCGCCCAUCACCAUCGUUAUCAUGUUGAUCUAUCGAAGUCUGGGCGCAGCCCUCCCUCCCAAGUACCACACAGACCGACGAGGAGUGAGGCUUCCCAGACACCCAGUAAUGAACUCCCCCGUGGUCACCAUCUCUGUCUACAACAACCAGACGUUUGUGGAGGGACACUUGGACCAGCCCAUCCUGCUUGAAUUCAAGCUGCUCGAGACGGCCAAUCGCAGUAAGCCUCUGUGUGUGCAGUGGAACCACAGCACUCCGCACGAGAUAGGAGGUUGUUGGACGGUGAGGGACUGUAUGGUGGUGUACAGGAACACCUCUCAUGUCCGCUGUCAGUGUCAGAGACUGGGCACCUUCGGUGUGCUGAUGGACAGUUCACAGAGAGAGCAGUUGGAGGGUGAUCUGGAGAUGUUGGCGCUGAUCACAUAUUCCUCUCUGUGCAUCUCCAUGCUGGCCCUCCUCCUCACUGUGCUGGUGCUCUCCUGCCUCCGAGGCCUCAAGUCCAACACCAGGAGCAUCCAUUCAAACACGGCAGCGGCAAUGUUUUUGUCGGAGCUGGUGUUUCUGCUUGGGGUCAAUCAGACUGAACAACAGUUUUUGUGUACGGUCGUCGCCAUCCUGCUGCACUACUUUUUCAUGUCCACGUUUGCCUGGAUGUUUGUGGAGGGCCUUCAUAUCUACCGCAUGCAGACCGAGCAGCGCAACAUCAACUAUGGAGCUAUGAGGUUCUACUAUGCCAUCGGCUGGGGCGUACCUGCCAUUAUCACAGGCCUGGCGGUGGGCUUGGACCCAGAGGGCUACGGGAACCCAGACUUUUGUUGGAUAUCCAUCUAUGACAAACUCAUCUGGAGCUUCGCUGGUCCUAUCGCCAUAGUCAUACUGAUGAAUGGAGGGAUUUUCAUGAUUGUAGCCAAGAUGUCCUGCAACCCGUCGCAGAAGGAGACCAAGAAGCUCCCUGUCAUUGCUACUAUCCGCAAUGCUUUCCUGCUGUUGCUGGUUGCCACCUCCACCUGGCUGUGUGGUCUCAUGGCUGUGAACAACAGCAUCCUAGCUUUCUAUUACAUAUUUGAUGUCCUCUGCCUAGUGCAGGGUCUGUCGGUGAUGCUAGUCUUCACUGUGUUCAACUCAGAGGUCCAGGAGGCCUGGAGAGUGGCCUGUUUGGGUAAGAAGAGCCCUGGAGAGGACCCACCAAGACCACCGCAGAAUGCAGCUCAGAACCCAUAUCACAAUGCAUCCCUGUUGGAGCAGAGUGGGCUUCACCGCAUCACCCUGGGAACCUCCACUAUCUCCUCUGUCAGCUCCGCCAGAGAAAAUCUUUUGGCUCGUCAGACUCUAGAACAAAACAUCACACACACUGGAGCGACAGACCUGGACGUAGCCAUGUUUCACAGAGACGGAGGUGAGGACUCGGACUCGGACUCAGACCUUUCCAUGGAGGAGGAGCGCAGUCUCUCUAUCCCGUCCUCUGAGAGCGAGGACAACGUCCGCCUUCGUGGACGCAUCCAGCGGCGAUUCAAGCGUUCCAAUCACAGUGAGCGUCUGCUCACCGAGCCCACCCACAACGGCACCAAAGAUCUGGACGGCAAUGACCUUUUGUCCUACUGGCCAGCUUUGGAGGAGUGUGACACACACACUCUACAAAAGUGGGGCUCAGAGCGCCCCCUGGGGGCAGAUUACAGCAAGGACGCUGCUAACAACAACCAGCCUGAUGCAGCGCUGACCAGUGGGGAUGAGAACGGCCUCACUCAGCCACACAGGCACCGCAAGGGUAUCCUGAAGAAUCGCCUUGGCUGUCCUCCAGCACUCCAGGGUCUCUCCACCAUGGGCCGAGUCCCCAGUGAGCUCAACUGGUACAGAACCUCUACUCUGGGCCACCGAGGAGUCCCUGCUGCCUCAUACGGUCGCAUGUACUCCGCCACGGCUAGUGCCGGUGGAGGAACCGGCUCUCUCUCCCAGCCAGCCUCUCGCUACUCUUCCAGGGAGCACCUGGACUCCCUUGCCCGAAGGCAGCUGUCCAGGGAUCCACUGGGCAGGCAGACAGUUGGGGGAUCGAGGGAUCGGCUGGACUCACGGGGUUCCAGGGACAACCUGGAUCUCUUACCCAGGAGGAGAGAGCUGGGACUGGGGCACGGAGCAGGGCUGGGGGGCCUGGGGCUUGAUCACCAGCGAGUCUCAUCAUCAAGGGAGAACUUGUCAGGAUCCAGGGACAGACUGGACAACCACCACACGGGCAGCGUCCACGCCUCAAGGGAGGACUUGAGUGGGAACGGGGGAGCUGUUGGAGCGGGAAUGGAGGGAUACCUCAGCGGAUCAAGGUCGCAGCUGAACACGCUAACUCGGCGGCAGGCUUCGUCCCGGGAGCACCUGGCGGGGGCGGUGAUGAGCAGCAGGUCGCGGGAACAGCUGGACACCAACGGAGUGGGAGCCCAGGCUCAGCCGUGUCGAGAGUGGCUCCGCACUCUGCCUCCCCGUCAGCCCUCACACCCCGACCAGCCCUCCUCCUCCUCUCCCCCUCCCCCAAUUUCCGAGGAGCCCCAGCAAGAGCAGCUCCCUCCUUCGGCUCACGCCAGAGGACGACUGGACUCCGCCCCUCCAUGUAGGUACCCAGGUCAGACAGUCCCCCAGGUUGCAGGUUCAAAUGUAAACCCUCUGGGUCGACAGCCAUCCAGUGAACACCUGGAUAUUCUGUCCUCCAUCCUGGCGUCCUUCAGUUCCUCCGUCCUCACUCCUCCCCCUGCUGCCUCUAACCCUGGGCCUAAUGGCUCCGCACACGGACCCUCUCCCUCCCCGCCCCAGUCUGCCACCUCCCACAGCAUAUCUGAAGUCUCCCCCGACUCUGAAGCCAACAGAAGUGAGGGACAGUCUUGAUGACAGCCUCCAUAUCCCUUUAUGCAUUGUGACAGUGCUUGGCGCACCAGGGACAUGUUCAAAGGUCAUGGAUGGUCCUGAACUACUGGGGUACACUGAGUCAUUGGAGGACUGGAAACAAACUUAGGACAGAGGAGACACAGAGAUAGAAAGAAAGGCAGAAAGAGCAUCUGCUGAGGAUAAAAGAUGAUGUUUGUAGGCAGGUUGUACUGUUUAAAUUAAGUUUUUCAAGUCCCGCUGCCUACAAUAAUCUGAUGUUUCUUUGGACGUUGAGUCAACCUCCUCUACUACCUAAAAACUGUUAUAGACAAACACAAACUCCUCAGUUUUCCAAUACAAAUGUCAGCCUAAUCCAGACAAGAUCCGUCUAAAAGAAAAAAAAGAGAAAAGAUUGUAAAUAACAUUUUUUAUACAUUUUGUAUCUUUUUCAUUUGAGAUGAAGAAGAAAUCUUGUGAUGUUUUCUUUUUUUUUUUUUAAUGAUUGUGUCCAUGUGAGGUUGUGAGUGAGGUUGGUACGAGUGCAGUCUUGUUUGUUGCUGAGGGAGAGAUUUCCCCUACGAAGAAAAAAAAAAAACAACAAAAAAACAGUAAAUCCCCAAAUUUCUCCCCGAAAACAGUUUUUCCUCAGAAAUUUUUCCUCAAAACCCAUCAACUUUGUGUAUAGCAUCAGGGGCCCGGCAAUAGUAUCUGAUGAGAUUAUCGAAACCGCUAGAUGUGGUUGAAGGGAAAAUAUCAAAGUAGUGAGAAGUGAUUGUAAAUAGAGGAAGGGAUUAUAAUAAGAGGAGAGAUUUGAUGGAAUUUGAUGGAGAUGAUUGUUCAGAAAAGGACAGCCAACGUUAAGCUAAAACACCACGUGAAGGUUUCAGAGUUGGUGGUUCAACUAUUAAAGAUCAGUCACAAGUGUCAAAGUAUCAGCUCUUUCAGGAGAUUGUGCUGUUUUGUGAUCCACUGUAUAUGAAUGUGACCUUGUCAUCUGUCUGUGUAUCUUUGUGCCUGGUGCUGUCUGAACCAGAACAUAUCAGCCCACUUGAUAUUACAGGACCGUAUCUAUGGUGUUCUGGGGCCCUGGCGGGUGAAGGUAGACAUCUGUCUGCCUCUCUGUACGAGGCUGUAACAACCAUUUAAAGCCCCUCAAGGUAUUUUGCACUUUGAUGCAUCAUGACUCAACCUGCCUCAAGAGACGCCACAGGAGCCGCCGAAUCUCUCCGGCAGCAUCCAGGAGACUCGUUUAUAGAAGCUUCUCACACAGAACUUCUGUGCAAAUCCAAGCCAAAGGGACAGCUGCUUAAAAUCGGUACAAAACAUUGAUGUUCUCCAGUUUUCUGUGCUGAAAUUGACUUGUGCAGGGUGUGAAAGCUAUAGAUGUAAUUCACAGUUUUGUUUUAAUCAGGAUUUUGUUUUUGUCAUGGAAACAUGUCAAGAGAAAGUGGAGAACAGAUGAAGAGGGAAGACAUUAUGAGUCACAUGUCAGCGUGCUCAGAUGUUUGUUUGGAGAUCUGAAAGCAGACCUGCAGUACAUAUCCAACACGGUAUCUACCCAAAUAUAUUCGCUCAUGUCUGUAGCACAUGAAUCCCAGAAUUUUUUACUUGGCUGAACACAGUUUAUAUAUGAGAAAUUACACAGAGGAGAGACACUAGUUUUAAAUCUGUAGAGUCCUGACUUUGCGUACUUACGUCCAACAUUAGUCGUCCAUCACUGAAGAGGUCCACACCAGAGCACAUUAAUACAGAUUUGCUCAUGUUGUUUAGACUGCUGUGGAAAGGGUCUCAAGAUCUGGCUUAGCUUCUGCAGCACAGCAGCAGUUGUGCAGAGGAGAGGAGAUGUCAGUUGUGUCAGCGCUAAAAGCCUGUAAGUGGUUUUGAGAUGCAGGUCUUUCCAUCAGCAGCUGCUCCUCUCUCACAGCUGCUGGAGCAAGCACUGAGUUCAGGCCUUAAGGUAACAACACACAAGUAUUUGUAAGCGAAGGAGACAGGCAAGCAGUCUUCAGCAGCCUUGAGAGGGAUUAAGGGAUUGUGAAUAACAUAAAUGUUUUUUGUAAUGAAAAAAAUGCAGUGGGUUAUAAAAAGUGAAGGUAAAAUGAGGUUUCAGCUCUGUCAAAAUGUGUUGUCUGCGUGUCCUCGAGCAGAGGGCAUUGUUACAGUCAGAAAAUACUUGUAAUAACACCAGAACAGCCGUGAAUAUAAAACAAUGGGAUAAAGCAGAGCACAGUGGGCACAAAAAUAAAUCAUUCGGUACAAAACCAGACAAGUUUGGAAGGAGAACGAAUCAGGUCAGAAGCCAUGACUGUGUGCAAAAUGUAACCGCAGGCAGGAACGCGUGGACAUUACUCAUCACCGAGAGAAAAAAAAAACACAGAGAAACGGAUGAAAAUGCAGAGAGUGGAAAUAAACACACACGUUGCACACACCUCGCCAGUGCACAUCUCCCCACUAUGACUGCUGUUCUGUCAUUCCCAUGUCCCUGGGAUGUGACAAACAAACUCAUUUUGUGACAGUAUUAUUGCCAAAAAGUGCACCUGCAGGGGAACACUAGUCUUUUAAAGGAAUACUACUCCUAAAAAAAAUCCAACACUGAUUCCCUCUUACUUUUUCCAUUUAGUUUUUUCACAGAUCCAUUUUUCUUCAACUGACAACACCUUUAACUUGUACAGACAUGAGAUUUAUUUUAUCUAUUGAUAAUUUAUUGACAUUGUAUUUAUUUAUUUUGCCAUUUUGUAUGAGAGGCUGCUGUUAAAGAUGUAUUUGUGAUUUUUAUUUUUUUGUUCAGAUGUUUCUUUUGUUUACAUGUAAUGUUUCUUAAGAUCUUGAGUCUCUCACUGCAACAAAGUCAUAGAUGGAGGACAAGAAAAGAGGGGAAUGUGAAGAUAAAAUUGUCUAUUUACACCUAGAAUUACAAUAUGAUGCAGAUUAAGGACAAAGAGCUUUUAAACAUUUGAACGCUGGUUUUAACAUGGCAAAAUAAAACGUUGUUAUAUUAGUUGUCUUAAUCCAACCAUAAGUCUGGAGUAAUCUUCAUUUGGUGCAUUGAUCCUGUCCAGACAGAAUGUCAACAUAUGUAAACGUAUCUAUACUAAAAGUUGAAUACUGGGUGUAAAUAGUCCAGUUAUAUCCCAAAUCAAACUUUUUUCCUCCCUGUCCACUUUUAUAGAUCAACUGAAGCUUCACAAGCACAAGAUCAGAUUGUUAACCAGGAAUUUAACUGCUUUUACACAUGACAGACAGCUGUCAGAACCAGUGAAAGAACAGAACACUCCAGCUUCAGGUUAAUCUGGUUUGGACCAAUAGGAGCCACACAAGUGAGGGGAGACAAAAAGACUGGGUUGAGACUAAAACGUUGUGAUAUGCUCUGAAAAAAAAAAGAAAUGGGGGAAGUGACAGAAGGACAGAAACAGAGUGAGAGAGCGAGAUGGGUAGAGGAGGAGGAGGAGGAGGAGGGAUGGGAGAUUGUCUUUGUUAGCUUGUGUGUUCAUUAUGGGAUGCCUUCUAUCCCGCCGUCGGCAAGGGGACGGCGGCAUGGAAACAGCUGUUCCCCUGUUACCGCGGAAACAAGAGAAAUGUUGGACAUUAAAAUAAUGACUUAUUCCUACAA
Messenger RNA from Lates calcarifer (barramundi perch), 15109 nucleotides. It is a transcript of the gene celsr3, whose product is annotated as cadherin, EGF LAG seven-pass G-type receptor 3. Gene Ontology annotation, molecular function: G protein-coupled receptor activity; calcium ion binding. NCBI's taxonomy places the organism in Eukaryota, Metazoa, Chordata, Actinopteri, Centropomidae. The record is from RefSeq and is a predicted model, not a curated record. Gene Ontology annotation, biological process: cell surface receptor signaling pathway; G protein-coupled receptor signaling pathway; homophilic cell-cell adhesion. Gene Ontology annotation, cellular component: plasma membrane.